AUGGAAAAUAGCUCACUCAAAGUAGAAAUAAGUGCACAGGUAACGUCUCAAGGUCUGUCCUUAGGGUUAUUAAACUCUGUCUUGAUUAGUCAAUGUCGGGAAAUUGAAGAGUUUCUCGUAGACGAGAGCGAUGAUGGUAACAUCACGAGCCUCGGUUCUUACCCCGAUUCUUCUGUUCGGGCCCAACUAUCGCUUCUCAGGUUCAAAGACUUCGAAACAACCACAGUUCAUCAGCAAAUCAAGACUCGCUUCAACGACCCUGUCUUGUCCCGACUUAUCACCGAUCAGAUUGUUCUCGAGUCACAACGGAAAGACUUGCCACAAGGACCCUUGUUGAUCACGGUAUUCCUCAAAUUUACAAAGAAAGAGUACAUUGUUGCUCCUUUUAGUUCUGCUCCUUGGACGACAGCGAAAGUAGAAGGAUCUUGUGCGAUUUGUCUAGAGAAGAUGUCUGAAGAGGAGUCGGAACAGGUCCUAUGCCAACCGCCUGAAUGUUUGCAUAUGUUUCAUGAAGAUUGCUUGACCAAUUGGUUAGAUCGACAUGACUCUUGCCCUCUCUGUCGCCAAUCCCCAAACCCUUUAACCAACAAACCCAGUGAAGCUUUGGAGAAGUUAGGAGAAGGUUUCGAGUAA
Molecule: messenger RNA, 633 nt
Organism: Brassica napus (rape)
Lineage: Eukaryota; Viridiplantae; Streptophyta; Magnoliopsida; Brassicales; Brassicaceae
Product: RING-H2 finger protein ATL67
Exons: 1
Coding region: 1-633 (210 amino acids)
Source: RefSeq, a predicted model, not a curated record